AUGCGGAUCGAGAACAAAGACCUGAGUGGUUUCUUUGCUUAUACUUACGGUACUGCAGCAUGGCUUGGACUUCAGUCUGCUACUCUAAUCCUCACCCCAAAAUUGGUCGUCAACCUCCUUGCCGUGGAUGAGAGUCAUCAUACUUCAGAUAUUGAGGUCUAUUUUGCCCGUUCCUUAGGAUUCGCUCUGACUAUCCUCGCUAUCAUUGUGUUAUUCUUCACUGGCACCGUGCCCAUCUCGACUUCAGUCUCUCAACCUAUCUCUCUCGAAGAAAAUGAUUCAAGAGCGCCUUACGCCAUGCCUGUCAUACAGGCGACGACGCUAUUCCACCUUCUGAGUACGAUAUACUGCUAUACUAGAUACUUGAACUCUGGCCAAACCGGGUACAUUCUCGGACUGAUCGGAUAUGGCGGGCUCGCCUGUGCUGGGGCAUGGUCGGUGUUGUUUGGAUUUACUUCACGUGUCAGCGCCAGAACCGGAGAAGACAAGAGAACAUCUGGUUUCCUGUUUCCGAACACGGCCGCAUAUGACAAGAAAGCGGAUCGAAAACUCAAGUGA
Molecule: messenger RNA, 558 nt
Organism: Lithohypha guttulata
Lineage: Eukaryota; Fungi; Ascomycota; Eurotiomycetes; Chaetothyriales; Trichomeriaceae
Exons: 3
Coding region: 1-558 (185 amino acids)
Source: RefSeq, a predicted model, not a curated record